CAGGCAUCAUACAAGACAGCCAAGUUUCCGGAAGAGCAACUGGUGUUUAAUGGACAAGGAAGAGAUAUUUGUUUACGUUUAGUCUGGAAAUCAAACUAGAUAUUUAUUUUUCGUCAAAUUUUCCUGGCUCUUUUUAAAUCGUCAGCAUGCCUUUGUUUGCUCAAAAUCCGUUUGACCAAGAUGUCGAGAAGUCAACCAAUGAAAACAACACUACAGAUGACUGGGGGCUCAUUAUGGACAUAUGUGAUAAGAUUGGAACAACAGCCAAUGGACCGAAGGACAGCUUGCGAUCCAUUAUGAAGAGAGUCAACCACAAAGUGCCUCAUGUUGCCAUGCAGGCCAUCAAUUUGCUGGGUGCUUGUGUUUCAAACUGCGGCAAAAUAUUCCACCUGGAAAUCUGCUCGAGGGAGUUUUCCAGUGAAGUACGGAGUGUGCUGGGCAGGGCCCACUCUAAGGUGUGUGAAAAGCUGAAGGCUCUGAUGGUGGAGUGGGCAGAAGACUUCCAGAAGGACCCACAGCUCAGCCUGAUCAGCGCCACCAUCAAGUCUCUGAAGGACGAGGGCAUCAGCUUCCCUUCACCAUCAUCACAGGGGUCGAGCACAAAGGGCAGCACACCCGCUGCGAGCAAAGCAUUGGAUGAUGACGACAACCUGGCCAAAGCCAUCGAGCUGUCCUUGCAGGAGCAGAAGCAGCAGGUGGAGACGCGACCCCUGGCCCUGACCUCUGACCCCCCAACCAACACCAACGGGGGUCAGGAGGCCCGCAAGGUGCGAGCGCUCUACGACUUCGAGGCGGCUGAAGACAACGAGCUGACCUUCAAAUCCGGAGAACUUAUUCUGGUUCUGGACGACAGCGAUCCAAACUGGUGGAAAGGAGAGAACCACAGAGGAGUCGGGCUCUUUCCUUCCAACUUUGUCACAACCAAUCUGAACUCGGAGCCAGAGACAGUGGCUUUUAUUGAGAAGUCCUCCACCCCUGAAGAGACGAGCCUGGAAACCAGAGCGGAGCCGGAGCCCGUCUUCAUUGACGAGGGGAAGAUGGACAGCACGCUGGCUCUGCUGCAGAACGCAGAUCCUGCAGAUUCCACUCCCGACUCCCAGGAGCUGAUCCAGCUGGAGGGUGCAUGUGAGCAGAUGAACCCGAUGAUCGAUGAGAAGCUGCAGGAGAUUGACAGGAAACACUCGGAGUUGUCCGAGCUGAACGUGAAGGUGCUGGAGGCGCUGGAGCUCUACAACAAGCUGAUGAACGAGGCUCCGUUCUACUCGGCCUACUCCAAGAUGCAGACGCAGUAUGCUCCUGCAGGAUCAGCUGUUGCCAUGCAGGGCUACAUGGGCCCGGCCGGCGGCCCCUACAUGCCUCCUGGGAUGCCUCAGGGUCCUCCUGUGCAGACCUACUCUCUGCCUAGCGACCAGCCCGGACAGCUGCACUCGCUGCCCCCCAACGUCUCUGCACCCCCCAACUGCCAAGCUGCUCAGCCUCCCUACAUGAGCAGUGGUAUGAACGCUCAGUACAUGAACCAGGUUCCUUACCCACACCCGGGGGGCGUGGCCAUGGACAUGUCGACCUAUCACAACUCUAGCAUGCCUCCUGGCUCCUACCCCAUGGUGGGCCCCCCCCACCAGGCUCCUCAGCAGCAGCAGCAGCAGCAGCAGCAGCAGCAGCAGCAGCAGGCGGUGUACUAUCAGCAGCCUCUGCUCUAAAACUCCGACACACCGCAGACCUGAACACACAUACUUUAGAUAUUUCUGUUUCCAGUGGUGUGUGUGUGUGUGUGUGUGUGUGUGUGUGUGUGUGUGUGUGUGUGUGUGUGUGUGUGUGUGUGUGUGUGUGUGUGUGUGUGUGUGUGUGUGUGUGUGUGUGUGUGUGUGUGUGUGUGUGUGUGUGUGUGUGUGUGUGUGUGUGUGUGUGUGUGUGUGUGUGUGUGUGUGUGUGUGUGUGUGUGUGUGUGUGUGUGUGUGGUGUAACUGCUCUAGGGACAUUCCUUUAGACAUUUUUGUGCCUGAUGAGCUGAGUUAAACACACCAUUUGAAAACAGAAAUACCUGAAGUGUGUGUGUGACGCAGGUCUGCCGUUCAUCAGGACACUGUGUGUGUGUGUGUGUGUGUGUGCGUGUGCAUGAGGCUGAACAUGACGUCGGGAGAUUGCUCCUCUCUCUUUCGCUGCUCCUUUUUCCAGGCUGACAGUGAACACAUCGCAGGUCCACGCAGGAAGAAGAGCUGCCACCGAUACAGGACCAUGUAACGGGCCGAUUCUGAGGAAAUGAAACAACGCUACUCCCCAAAACUGUUAAUUCUGAAUGGACCCCCGUCAAAGAAUGUCCCGUUUUGGGCUAGCAACAAAAAGUCCAAGGCCAUGUCCGCACUUAUGAAGAUAAAUACGGAAAAGGUUUCUUUAUCUACUUUGCCAUUUAACUCAAUAAAUCCCCUGUCAAUUUUGUAUUUCAUAUUUUCAGCCACGAUUCAAAAAUGCUGAAGGCAACCCAUAAAGCCAAAUACAAAAUACAGUAUAAGUGAGUAAAACAGGAGCUCUGCAUGUAAAAAAAAGAGCCUUAGCGCUAGUCUUUAUGCUAGUCUUUAUGCUAGUCUUUAUGCUAGUCUUUAUGCUAGUCUUUAUGCUAGACUUUAUGCUAGACUUUGCACGGCUGGUUUGUUCCCUCAGAUGCUUGUGAGACAGAAACGUGUCCAGUAUAGUGAGCCUGCAAGACUAACAAUUACAGAACCAUUUCUAAAAAAACACAAAUGGAUUUAAGGAUGACAAAAGGAAAGCUUUGUUGCUUGGAGACACCAUGCACGAUAUUCUAGUUCUCUGGCUAGUGUGUAUUGAAUCCCAUCGGACGCCUGAACAUCAUUUUCCAAUGUACCUCCAUCAGUGUGAACAUGGCCUGAUAAUCUACAAUAAUGUUUGCUUUUUCUACCAUCAUGUUGUUUUUAAGUCAGACGGUGAAUUCAUCAGAAGGCAGGGACACGUCAUUCUGAGCAUCUCUCUGUCCCUUUUUAAAGAUGGAAACACUUUCUGCUAUUAUUCAAUCUGCAGGAAGGUGCAUCCUUUUGCUUUAGUACAAAUAAGUUAAGUUAAAAGGCAGGAGCUCCGUAUGUGUCUGCGUCACCAGCAUCCAUCACCUAUCAAACAUUAACAGUUCUAUUAAACGGUUAACUCUCUGCCUUCCAAUGCAAUCCGGUUGCAUUUGACAGAGGACAUUUCUGUGUGCGUGUGUCUGCAUGUUUGUUUGUGUCGAGGGCUUAACCAUCAUCUGACUUUAGGGUGAAGUAGUUCAUCGUUUGUGUGUUUAUUAAUGUGAUGGCUGCAUACGGUUAUGAUUCAUCAGUACCUUCCUGCCUCUCCUCUUCAUGUGUGGGGUCUCUUCUUCCAUUUAUCAGAAACAUGUUAGGAGAUUAUUUUAUGCAAAUACUCGUCUUUUCCAUGUCAUUACUAAAUGCCUGUUCUUUGAUUUAUAUAUCUAUAUAUAGAGAGACCUUAUACAUGUAUGAUUUACAUGGCUGGAGAACGUGUAAUUAUUAUUCUAACUCCUGCUUACUCUGAAGUUUCCAGGCUAAAUGUAAAUGGGGCAAUUUUCUAGUUGCUGUUAAUAUAAGGUGAUGUUUUUAACCUACUGUUGGUUUGUUUUCGGGGUUGAAAUGAAGGAGCCGCUCUCAUUAAAUCUACUCUUGUAUAUUGCAGUUGCUCCAUAGUUAUAAUUUCUAGCCAAAACUGUCUAUAUUUGCUUUACGUGCCUCUUAGUAAAAGGCAUUGUAUAUUAGUUGUAAAAUACCAGUUUUUAUUUGGCGGUGACAUUGACAUUGCACCUUAGCUUUGUAAACAUUUAUUUACCAAUGGAUGCCUUGUUUUUUUCUGUAGAAAUCAAAGGAUGACAUGGACACAACUUUGGCGAGUCACUUCAGUCUCAGAUGUAUAAUUCUGUAUAUUUAAAAAUAUUCCAGGAGAAGUUCCUUUAUCCAGGAUUUUAAAAACUGCUUUUUUAAACAGAGCAAAAUGUGUAAUAUUCUUUGAAAUAAAAAGAAAUGUACCUGUGUGA
Messenger RNA from Eleginops maclovinus (Patagonian blennie), 4033 nucleotides. It is a transcript of the gene stam2, whose product is annotated as signal transducing adaptor molecule (SH3 domain and ITAM motif) 2. Gene Ontology annotation, biological process: signal transduction. Gene Ontology annotation, molecular function: ubiquitin binding; phosphatidylinositol binding. NCBI's taxonomy places the organism in Eukaryota, Metazoa, Chordata, Actinopteri, Perciformes, Eleginopidae. Gene Ontology annotation, cellular component: endocytic vesicle. The transcript has 14 exons. Bases 147 to 1700 code for a protein of 517 amino acids. The record is from RefSeq and is a predicted model, not a curated record.